CGCUGUUUCCCUUGUUAAGUGAUAUUAGUAUUUUCUGUCAUAUUGCAAAUCAGGUAGUUUUUCAAUUGCUCUCUACGCGUACAGUUCCGUCUACUUUCCUUUCUCGAUUACUGUUCGCUUCGUGUACCGUUCUAUUCAAAGCUUUAUAAGCGACCAAAAGGUAGUAAACAUUGAGGAUUCGUUUUCCAUGAUGGUGAACCUUUUUUUAUAUAUUUUCUUCGUUUUACUCAACCUUUUGCAAGCAGAUGCUACUAAAAAUGCUACAAUUUUCUUGCGUUUAUUCGAAAGAGAUGGCUCUCAUUUUGAUGCACACGUAUUAAAUAUAAAUGAAUUGGAAAGAAUGGCAGAUCAUUUGCGAAAUGAUAAAAGCAUAGCAAUCUACAUUCAUGGCUAUCUAGAUAAUGUAACUACUGAAGAUGUGCAACUUGUAACACGUGCGUAUUUGGAGGCCACGGAUGACAACGUUCUUGCGAUCGAUUAUCGAGAAAUCGCUAUGGUCAAUUACGUAAUCGGUGCUUCAUUGCUCAAGGUAGUCGGCAAACAUUUUGGCGAAACUUUAAACUUUUUUGUGAGUUCCGGUGUGAAUCCGAAAAAAAUACAUCUAAUUGGACAUUCAAUGGGCGCGCAGGUAGCUGCAUUCACUGGACGUAAUACGAACUUCAGACUUCCCAGGAUAACAGGAUUGGAUCCCGCUGGACCCUUAUUCUACAUUUUCAAUAGCCGAUUGACUCGUAACGAUGCUGACUUCGUAGAUGUUAUCCAUACCGACGCGGGCUUUUACGGAAUAGCUUUGUAUAGUGGCCAUGUGGAUUUCUAUCCGAACGGUGGCCACAGACCGCAACCUGGUUGUAUGCUAUUCGGUCCACUCUUAUCCGUAACAGAUCUCUGCAGUCAUCACAGGUCGUGGAGAUUUUAUGCAGAAUCAGUUAAAGACCGUAACGCUUUCAUUGGUAAAUGUGAAGUCAACUGCAGCAGCAGCGAUCUUGUUCCAAUGGGUAUUGCUACACCAAGUAAUACGACAGGUAAAUAUUUUCUGACAACAAACGCGGAGAGUCCUUUUGGUCAAGGUAAAAGGAGUAUUUCUCUUCAUUAGAUCUUUAGUUAAAAAUCUAUAAUAUACACUUUAUAUCUGUCAAAAAACCAGAAUAUUUCUUACCCCUUCCGCUAUAAUUAUAUUAUAAAGAUAUUAGUAAUAGAAUUAUGCAAUUUAUAUAAUUUAUGUACUUGUAUAUUUUUAAGAGAUUUUUCAGUAAACCUUUAAUUAGAUUUAA
Bombus pyrosoma is the source of this 1271-nucleotide messenger RNA. RefSeq names its product pancreatic triacylglycerol lipase-like. The record is from RefSeq and is a predicted model, not a curated record. Lineage: Eukaryota; Metazoa; Arthropoda; Insecta; Hymenoptera; Apidae. Gene Ontology annotation, molecular function: lipase activity. The transcript is spliced from 8 exons. The coding region runs from base 188 to 1093 and encodes 301 amino acids.